This is a messenger RNA of Funneliformis mosseae, 465 nucleotides long. Lineage: Eukaryota; Fungi; Glomeromycota; Glomeromycetes; Glomerales; Glomeraceae. The record is from the annotation of a GenBank genome assembly.
AUGGGAUCGAUAGGGUUCUUCACGGAUCACACAGGAUUGGGCUUCUAUCAAGGAUCACGACCACUUGAUGGGAUCGAUAGGUUUCUUCCAAAGAUCACACAGGAUUGGACUUCUAUCAAGAAUCACGACCACUUGAUGGUUUCUUCCAAAGAUCACACAGGAUUGGACUUCUAUCAAGAAUCACGACUACUUGAUGGUUUCUUCCAUGGGCUACGAUCUCUUGCGACUUCUACCAAGGAUCACGACCACUUGAUGGGAUCGAAAGUUUGCUUCCAUGGGCUAAGAUCUUCUGCAGCUUCUACCAAGGAUCACGACCUCUUGAUGGAUCACACGAGAUUGGACUUCUAUCAAGGAUCAUUACAACUUGAUGGGAUCAAUAGAUUCGGGGCCAAGAUCACUUUCUAUGAAAUCGUACUUCAACCAAGAAUCACGACCGCUAGCAAUGGAAUUGAAGUUCAAUUCUAA